Molecule: messenger RNA, 2256 nt
Organism: Manihot esculenta (cassava)
Lineage: Eukaryota; Viridiplantae; Streptophyta; Magnoliopsida; Malpighiales; Euphorbiaceae
Product: cytochrome P450 71B36
Exons: 2
Coding region: 616-2136 (506 amino acids)
Molecular function (GO): oxidoreductase activity, acting on paired donors, with incorporation or reduction of molecular oxygen; heme binding; monooxygenase activity
Source: RefSeq, a predicted model, not a curated record
GCAGUUAAGGUAUCAGAAACAGCUGAAGCAAUGACCACAGUAAGCUACGGAAUCAAAGAAUUGUCUGUCAAGCAUGAAGACAAGAUCAACUUGAAAUGGGCGAUGAUUAUUUUACUUUGCAGCCAUUUGAAAGACAACGGGAAGAUGUGAGUGUUGCUACUUUGCUUUACUUUUACAUCUCUCAAGUUCAAUAAUUGUCCUUGUUGGGAUUGAGAAGACUUUUCAAACAAUGACAAUGUUUUAGAAGAUGUGGAAGAAUCCCACAAGAAAGAAAAAGAAGAGUAUAUUAGUGGACACACUGUACUUAUUGCAAAGCCCAGCAAUAUUUUGGCCCAAUAUCCCACACUGUACUUAUUUGCAUUCAACCUCAUCUCUAAAUCCCACCAGACAAUGAAUCUUGACAGAUAAGGUUAGUAUCUAUCAUAUUCAAUGGAAAAGAAAUUAUCCCAAAUCAUAUUGCAGAACAAAAUUGCAACAUUAUUAAGUUUUUUCAGUGCAAAAGAGUGAAGAUGAAAAAUUCUCCUGAUGCUUGUAGUUGGUAAACAAGGCAGCUAGUUAUUUUGAAGGUGAAGAGACAGCUUGAAGAAGUUUUGGGCAUAUCUUAGGUAAAGUACAAUGAUUCUCUAUACCUUAUGCUUGUGGAUGCCUGUUUUCCUUCUGCCUUUUCUGCUUCUAAUCAAAAGAAAUAUGAAAGUUGAAUGCGAAAACAAGCAGCUUCCUCCAAGCCCUCACAAGUUUCCAAUUAUAGGCAACCUUCAUCAACUUAGAGGAUUGCCUCACUACUCUUUGUGGCAACUCUCCAAGAAAUAUGGCCCAGUCAUGCUUCUCCAAUUCGGUCGGGUACCUGCAGUUGUAAUAUCCUCAGCUGAUGCAGCAGAGGAGGUUCUUAAGGUAAAUGAUCUUCUUUGUUGCAGUAGACCUCCCUUAGCUGGUGCUGGAAGACUUUCAUACAACUACUUAGACAUAGCCUUUGCCCCAUAUGGUGAUUACUGGAGAGAGAUUCGGAAAAUAUGCGUUCUUGAGCUAUUUAGCACGAAAAGGGUGCAGUCUUUUCGGUUCAUUAGGGAAGAAGAAGUUGCUUUGCUGAUUGAUUCAAUCUCUCAGUUUUCAUCUUCAGCAAAUCCUGUUGAUCUUACUGAGAAGUUUUUGACACUUUCUGCAAAUAUAACGUUCAGGAUGGCUUUUGGGACAAACUUUAGAGAAACUGAUUUUGAAAAGGAUAGAUUCAAAAGGUUAGUUGAUGAUGCUCAGGCCUUGUUGGGAAGUUUCUCAGCAAAUGAAUACUUCCCACAUCUAGGUUGGAUUUUCGACAAGGUUUCUGGUUAUCAUACAAGGACAGAAAGAGUUUUCCAUGAAUUGGAUACUUUCUUCAAAAGGGUAAUUGAUGAUCAUAUUGAACUUGGACAUGGGAGGACAGACAAAGGAGAAGAAGACAUUAUAGAUGUGCUGCUAAGAACAGAGAAAGAGCAAACAGGAGUUGGUUCAAUUCAGCUUACAAAAGAUCAUAUUAAGGCAGUUCUCAUGGACUUAUUUUUGGCUGGAACAAACACCAGUGCAGUUGUCCUGAUCUGGGCUAUGUCUGAGCUGGCUAGGAAUCCAAGAGUGAUGAAGAAAGCACAACAAGAAGUCAGAGAUAUUAUAGGAAAUAAAGCAAGAGUUACUGAAAGUGAUAUUGGUGAGCUUCAUUACCUUAAGCUGGUAAUAAAAGAAACACUGAGAUUGCACCCUCCUGGUCCAUUUCUACUACCAAGAGAAGCCAUGUCAAAAUUUAAAAUCAAUGGUUAUGACAUUUAUCCCAAAACACUGAUCCAAAUCAACAUUUGGGCAAUUGGAAGAGAUCCUAAAUACUGGAAGGACCCAGAAGAAUUCUUUCCAGAAAGGUUUUUGGACAGCUCCAUAGAAUUUAAAGGACAAGAUUUUGAGUUUUUACCAUUUGGAGCUGGAAGAAGAGGCUGCCCUGCAAUUUAUAUGGGAACUAUAUCAGUGGAGCUUGUGCUUGCAAAUUUGUUAUAUUAUUUUGAUUGGAAACUACCAAAUGGAGGUGAAGGAAUCAACAUGGAAGAGAAAGCUGUACCUAGUCUCACCGUAUCGAAAAAGGAAGCUCUCCAACUUGUGCCUGUCAAUUUCCUGCAGUAGCUAUCUGAAGUGCAUUGCUUUGCUUGUGUGUACUCUUCAAAUUCAGUGAUUGCUUCAAGUUAUGUCUCUGUCUACUGUCUUAUUACAUUAAAUAUAUCGUACUUCUAACGUAUUGUGCCA